AUGCAGGACGUGCGCUGGGGGGGGGACAUCGCGCUAACUGGCCCGUAUGUGCAGGGGGGACAGCUCGCGGCCGCUGGGGGGCCAGUAGGUACUUAUAUCGCGCAUACGCUCUGUCUCUAUCCGUCCUUGUCUUGUCGUAUGCGUGCGAGGGGGACACCGCUAACGGCCCGUGUGCAGGACAGCUCGCGGCCGCUGGGCUGGGCGGCGCGCGCGCGGCUGGCGCGCGACGUGGCCGCCGGCCUGGGCUACCUGCACCGCAUGAACGUCAUCCACCGGGACCUCAACUCGCACAACUGCCUCGUCAGGGAGGACCAGACCGUGAUCGUGGCGGACUUCGGGCUGGCGCGCAUCGUGCAGCGCACGGCGAGCAGCUCGCUGCCCCGCGCGCCCCCCUCCGCCCCCGCGCCCCCUCCCGCCAAGGGGCAGCUGCCCCCCGCGCGCUCGCCCCACUCGCACACAACGCCCCGCCGCAAGCGGUACACGGUGGUCGGAAACCCGUACUGGAUGGCGCCGGAGAUGAUGAACGGAAACGUUUACGACGAGAAAGUUGACGUGUUCUCUUUCGGCAUCGUCCUAUGCGAGAUAAUCGGGCGCGUGUCGGCUGACCCGGACUACCUGCCGCGGCGCGGCGACUUCGGCCUGAACGAGGCGCUGUUCCUGGAGAAGUUCUGCACGCCCGCCGCCUGCCCGGAGCCCUUCUACCGGGUGGCCUUCCUCGCCUGCAACCUGGACCCCGACGCCAGGCCGCCGUUCGAGGUGAUGGAGAUCUGGCUGGAGAGCCUGGUGAUGCACCUGUCGAGCGCGGGCCCGCCGCCCGCCACGCUGCUCGCGGACAUCGGGCAGUACGCGCGUGCCGCGCCGCCGCGCCAGGGCCACGUCACGCCCGAGUGCUGCCCGCAGCCGGACGCGGGCAUCUUCUGCGCCGCGCGCCGCUGCCACGCGCGCCGCUGCCACGCCUGCCACGCGUGCCACGGCUGCAGCGGCUGCCACGCGGCCGGCGGCGCCGGCGCGCCCUGCCAGCGGCCCCCCAGUGGCGCACCGAGCCUCGAGCUAGUGGGGGAACUUGCCAAGUGUGUACAGCCGUCUGCGGGGGAGUCCGAGGCGUGCGGGGGAGGGCGCGCGCUCGGCAAGUGCGUCUCCGCGAGCCACCUCGCACCUCGCGCCGUCUCUCUCGCACGCCGCGCCGCGCGCUCUCGCUCGCACAACGCCCUCGCCCUCGCGCCCGGGUACAUACUGCGCGACGACGGCUGCGGCAUCAACAUCACAAAGGUGGACGACAUCAACGAGUGGCUCGAGCCGGCGCAGCCGUUGAAACGGGCCAGCCCCGACUGCCAGCUGAACAACAUACUCGCGGAGCGGCCAAAGACGCGGCGAGUUGAGGACGGCGACGAGACGGACGGCGACCUGCCCCCAUUCCUCAGGAACCAGUCCGUCGAGGGUCUGGAAUCGAAGUCCAAACGGGAAGUGGACGCGCCGUUCCCCUUCUGCCGCCACCACAGCAUCCCGGACCGGUGCGAGAACGAUCCCACCAUCGACAGUGACUCCUCGGACGACGACCUCACUGACAUCAGCGACUGGUACAGGAGCCUCAGCUGCUUCAAGAAGAUCGAUAUAGAGGCGGACCAGCCGAAGAACAUCCUAGCGGGCAUCGUCAAGAGGGGCGAGGGCCUGUUGGCCAAGAAGUCCAGCUACGACGUCACGGACGCGACCGCGAGCGAAACUCCAAAAAUCCCCGACGUCGUACGCCAUAGCAAAGAUCCCAAUAGGCCGUCGGAGGCGGAACCGGCAAAGCUCAAAACGGCGGACGCGCAGAAGCCGGCCGAGAGGCCGAGUUUCUUCGCGAAGAAACUGCUCUCGCCGAAGCUGAGUAGACUGUUCAAACAUGGCGCGGAACCGGUCAGGUCCAGGCAGGAGUCACCAGACGCCAAAGCGGAGAAGUCGCGGAGCAACUUCUUCGUGCAGAGGCCCUCAUCGCCGGGCUUAGUGCGGUCCGCGCACAGAGUGAGGCCGAGCGUCGACGACGUGCUGAAGAGCGAUAUAAAGCUCGCCGGCAUGGGGAAGCCGAUGACGCCGAUAUUCAGAAGGCACUUGGCCGGCGAGAGGACAGAGUUCACCGACCGGUACAGCUGCCGGGAGCGGAAGCCUAAAGCGCCCAAAAGCGAGGAGUUUGUGGAGGUCGGCAGGAAUAGGAUCAAAGCGCCGGCCGCGACGGCCGACUGCCUGGUCUUGUCGAGCGGACACACCGAUGACGGUCUACCCGAAAAGAAGGUCGAAGCGUCGAAACGCAGGGAGCUGGCGAUAUCCAGGAGCAACUACGUGAGCCUGGCGAAUUUGAAGAUAAACGGCAAGCAGGAUCUUGGACGCGUCAAAGAGAAGUGCCCGUUGAACUCCACACCGCCAGUGGAGCGCGUAAUU
Iphiclides podalirius (scarce swallowtail) is the source of this 2415-nucleotide messenger RNA. NCBI's taxonomy places the organism in Eukaryota, Metazoa, Arthropoda, Insecta, Lepidoptera, Papilionidae. The record is from the annotation of a GenBank genome assembly.